Molecule: messenger RNA, 969 nt
Organism: Sphaerulina musiva SO2202
Lineage: Eukaryota; Fungi; Ascomycota; Dothideomycetes; Mycosphaerellales; Mycosphaerellaceae
Product: aldose 1-epimerase
Exons: 4
Coding region: 1-969 (322 amino acids)
Biological process (GO): carbohydrate metabolic process
Molecular function (GO): carbohydrate binding; isomerase activity
Source: RefSeq, a predicted model, not a curated record
AUGGAUCGUCCUCACAAGCCAUCCGCAUUGCUCUCGCCGGCCAGCACCGGACCACAAGCCAGCGUGUACGCAGAGAAUGGCAAGGUGACAGCGACCCUUCCAACCGGCGAUUCCGUCGAAAUUUUGCUCUUCGGAGCUACCGUGACGAGUUGGAAGAGCAAUGGCAAAGAGAGACUGUGGCUCAGCACGGCCGCGAAGCUCGACGGUAGCAAGCCCGUGCGAGGAGGCAUACCUGUGGUCUUUCCAUGCUUCGGCCCUCCACCCCAAAACCACGCAACGAGUGCUCUCCCUCAACAUGGCUUCGCCCGAAACACACGUUGGGAAUAUAUGGGCAAAUCCUCCACCGAGUCCUCUGUCUUGAUGAGCAAAAACGCAAGCCGAGGAGGGGACGACAACGGUGUCAAAGUCGAUUUUGGCUUGUCCUCGGACUCCUUGAGCGAGGAAGCGAAGAAAGCAUGGCCGUUCAAGUUUAGUCUGGUAUACUCGGUCACGCUGGGCAAAGAUGGUUUGCAGACUAUGCUGCAAGUACGGAAUGAAGGCAAAGAAGCCUUUGAUUUCCAGAUGCUGUUGCAUUCGUACUUUAAAGUUGCGGACAUUUCCAAAACUCAAAUCACCGGCCUCGGCAGCGUCACCUACAUCGACAAAGUCCUCAACGCCACCGAACACCAACAAACCUCUCCCAAUCUCUCCAUCACAGGAGAAGUCGAUCGCGUCUACAAAUCCAUCAAACAACCCACCACGUCCAUCGUAGAAGACGGGAAACCCUCUCUCGACGUGACGCGCGACGGCGGCGUCGAAGACAGCGUCGUGUGGAAUCCGUGGGUGGAGAAAUCCAAGAGUAUGGGAGAUUUUGAGCCCAAGGAUGGUUAUCAGACUAUGGUCUGUGUGGAAGUGGGCGCGGUGGAUGGUUGGAAAACACUCGAGUCGGGAGAGACGUGGGAGGGUGGACAGGUGCUUGUGGCGCAUUGA